Messenger RNA from Penicillium pulvis, 1524 nucleotides. Its product is annotated as endonuclease III domain-containing protein. Gene Ontology annotation, biological process: nucleotide-excision repair; base-excision repair, AP site formation; base-excision repair. The record is from RefSeq and is a predicted model, not a curated record. The coding region runs from base 1 to 1524 and encodes 507 amino acids. Lineage: Eukaryota; Fungi; Ascomycota; Eurotiomycetes; Eurotiales; Aspergillaceae. The transcript has a single exon. Gene Ontology annotation, molecular function: DNA-(apurinic or apyrimidinic site) endonuclease activity; oxidized pyrimidine nucleobase lesion DNA N-glycosylase activity; DNA binding. Gene Ontology annotation, cellular component: nucleus.
AUGCGCACCUCAAGAGCUUCCAAAGAGACCUCAAGGGUCUUGCAGGCGCUUUCACCUCCUGCGCACCGACAGACACGAAGCAGAACUUCACUCAACGCGAGUGCCUUGCGCAAUUUUGCCUUCAAUGGCGACUCGACCAUUCAACCCGAAUCGAUUCCAACAAUCGCUAGCAUUCCUCGUGAUAUGGAUGAUGAUGAAUCCUCACUAUCAUCUGCUAAUACCACUGAUAUUGAAGAUCUCCUUUCUCCGCCUACGAAACGCCGGAAGCCCAAUGCUAGCACUACUCCCCUGGCUGUCUCCCGUCGUGUCCCCAAUAGGCAGCCUCGACAGGUGAAUGUGAAGGAUGAGCCUGAGGAAAAUGAGAUUCUCGCACAACCAUUGACACCAUCUUCCUCGACGCGACGUGUACCCACGCGUCGAACUCGGGAUGCUGAUGUCGUGGAGUCACCAUCCAUUAAGUCAGAGCAGGCGAUUGUGAAAGAUGAAACUGAGUCAAAGAAAUUACUUCCACAACCGAAAGCGCGACGCAUGCCAGCACGCCGCAUACGAGAUGCUAUGGGAUCUGUUGUCGUGGAGCCGCCUUCCAAUUGGGAGGUCAUGUACGACACAAUAAAGAAGAUGCGUGAGGAUAAUCCGACAGCGCCAGUUGAUACCAUGGGCUGCGCAGAGCUCUACUGGCGCGCAUCCGCGCCUAGGGAGCGCCGCUUCCAAACCUUGAUUGCGCUGAUGCUGUCAUCGCAAACAAAAGAUACGGUAACCGCCGUUGCGAUGCAACGCCUGCACACUGAACUUGGAGAGCCUGUUAUGAAAACCGAGCCUACUGGCGAUAUGCAAGUCAAAGCCGAGGUCGAUGACACAAAAGAGGCCGAGUGGAAAGAAGCAGACAGCACCCUUAAUUUAGAAAAUAUCCUCGCCGUCUCACACGAAAGACUCAACGAACUCAUCCACACAAUUGGCUUCCACAACAACAAAACAAAGUAUAUCAAAUCUGCUGCUUUGAUCCUCCGUGACCAAUAUGGUGGCGAUAUCCCAUCCACCCCAGAGGGGCUAAUGUCUCUCCCCGGUGUGGGCCCUAAGAUGGCGUACCUAUGCAUGAGCGCCGCAUGGGGUAAGCACUUGGGUAUCGGUGUAGAUGUACACGUCCACCGGAUUACAAAUCUAUGGGGCUGGCAUCAGACCAAAAAUCCAGAGGAGACACGCCUUGCUUUGCAGUCGUGGCUACCGCACGAGAAAUGGCACGAGAUUAAUAAGUUGCUCGUUGGCCUUGGACAGACAGUUUGUUUACCUGUGAAGCGUAGAUGUGGGGAGUGCUACCUUGCUGGCACGAAGCUGUGCAAGAGCGAGGUUAAGGGUUCAGCGGCUCAUCCUAGGCAAAAUCCUAAACGUGAUGAGCCAAAGAUCAAGAUAGAGACGGUUGUUGAGGCGACCCCUACGUCUGAAGAGCCGGGGGUAAAGACCGAGGCAGUUGUUAAGACGAAUCCUAUGGUCGAAGAUCGAAAGGUUAAGCUUGAGAGUGUAUCAUAG